Molecule: messenger RNA, 2729 nt
Organism: Belonocnema kinseyi
Lineage: Eukaryota; Metazoa; Arthropoda; Insecta; Hymenoptera; Cynipidae
Gene: Ythdc1
Product: YTH domain-containing protein 1
Exons: 6
Coding region: 751-2130 (459 amino acids)
Biological process (GO): mRNA splicing, via spliceosome; regulation of alternative mRNA splicing, via spliceosome
Cellular component (GO): nucleoplasm
Molecular function (GO): mRNA binding; N6-methyladenosine-containing RNA reader activity
Source: RefSeq, a predicted model, not a curated record
UUGUAACAUCCAAAAGACUACAUAAUUGCAAAUUAGCAAACAGAACUUUUCUCUAGAGAUGUUGACAAUGAUGGUGACGAUUUCGAAGCAUGUUUUCAGUGUUGCAGGGGCGUAAUUCGAGCUCCUGUCAAGGACGAACUUUCUUAAUUUUACGCCCGAGUUUAAGAAAGGACUAAAGUUGAAUUGCUCGAAGCAGGCUUAGAAAUACGCAUCCACUCAGAACUGAAUUUUCCGAGUCCAAAUCGCCUAGGUUUCGUCUAUACAAAAACAAAAAAGUUUAAGCUACAAGUAAAAAAAUCUUCUUUCUAGUUUGGAGAUUUUGGAGUGCACUAGUUUCCCAAGUUCUUGUUUUCCCAACUAAAAAAUACCAAAUACGUGGACGUUUUCCGAUGAUACGUACUGGGUUCUAAAAUAUAUAUUUCUUUCUAAUUGUGCUUUUAGCUUAUAAGCUUAUCAGUCAGUUAUCAGUUAGCUGUGAUAGCGUAGACUCUUAGAGGCUAUUCGAAGACAACCAUGAACUUUGAAAAAGCUUCGUUUAAAAUGUUCCACGAGAGUUUCAUUCCUGAAUGCACAAAAUCGAGUAUCCCUUUGUGUUCGGACUUACUCCUCGAGAGAAAAACUUUUAUUAAUCGAAGAAAUUUAGAGCCAGACUGAUCGGGAGGUGGUAAGCGGAUGGGGAAAAAACUUACAACUAUAUAAUUCUAAGCGAAAUUUCAAAUCGAAAAGAAUUACCCAAAGAGUUGGCGAAUCAUGGGUAGUGCCGAUGGAGAUAAUUUGAACUUGAGUUGCGGAGAAAAUGACGUAGGGGAUGAAUUGAAAAUCGGGGCAGAUGAAACUUACGAUACACGAAGUGAAGUUUCUUCUAGCAGUUCAGACUCAGAUUCCAGUGCACCCAGUAUUAGUACUGUUUCCACAAAAUCUUCGAGAGGGGAUAAUAAACGCAAUCGAAGAAGCAGAGGAAAACGAGCCAGGUCGAGAGACUCUAAAUCUUCGAGUCCUGAAGUCAAGAGAGCCAGAUCCAAAGAAAGCAAGGGAGGAUCGACGAAAAAUUAUGACUAUUCCACGAAAUUAAAUUACUUGUUUAGAGAUUCGAGAUUUUUUAUCAUCAAAUCCAACAACGCGGAGAACAUAACUCUCUCAAAAGCAAAGGGCGUUUGGAGUACUUUGCCACAAAACGAGGCAAAUUUGAAUCAGGCUUACAGAGAAUCUAGAAAUGUGCUUCUAAUUUUCUCCGUUAAAGAAUCAGGAAAGUUUGCCGGAUUUGCAAGACUGAGUACUGAGUCUAAAAGGGAUGGAGCUCCAAUUUCCUGGGUUCUGCCCCCAGGAUUAUCUGCGAAAGCUCUUGGCGGGGUUUUUAAAGUGGAUUGGGUUUGCAGAAAAGAGUUGCCCUUUACUUCUACUUUGCAUCUCUACAAUUCUUGGAAUGACGGUAAACAAGUAAAAAUUGGAAGGGAUGGCCAGGAAAUCGAGCCUCGUGUUGCUGAGGAGUUGUGCAGAUUAUUUCCUGAGGAUGAAGGAAUAGAAAUGACUCCUAUUUUGAGAAAGUCGAAAGAAGCUGGUAAAAAUGUUGUAAAGUCGUCAACGAGCAAUUUUCGCGACAGGGCUCCUGGAAAUGGUAGUUCGAGGUUUUUACGCACUCGAGGAAGAGGACGUCGAUUGUUUCUGACUUCGAGGUCGCGACUGGCGUCCCUUGCGAGAGCUGGACAUUUACCGGAUCACAGAGGAGGUUCCAGGGAUCAUCAUCGAUAUCAGUCUUGGUUCGGAAGAGGAGAUUCUCCCUAUUCCAAAAUGUACGGAUCUGCAGGAAUGGGAGUCGCAGCAGCGGCAGAAGCUUACGUGGCAGAUUACAUGCGUACAAUGCAGCACCAGCUGCCUCCUUUGCCACCUUAUGCUUCAGCGCAUCCUUACGAUGCUCUGCCUCCACCGCCUCCACCUCCUCGAUAUUAUGAUGGACUCCCUUUGCCCCCAGAUUACACAACUGCUGCAUCCGCUUUAGAAAAGCGCAGCUACGAGCGCAGCGUUGACGAAUUCCUAUGGAGAACCACAGGUCAUCGCAGUCGUCACGGUGACCAUCGUUCAUCGCGUGAUCAUCACCAUCAUCACCACAAUCGAUACAGAGAUCGAAGAUAGAGCUCUGCAAAUUUUUUUUAUUCCAUUACUAUUUACAGUGUCCACCGUGUGCAAUCUGUGGGAACUUUUAGCGAUUUUCAGGAUCGACUUUUAUACGUGAUAGACCCAAGAAUCAGUAUAAUCUCUUAACUGUUGAUAGAAUUCUGAUUUAUAUUGAUAGAUAUCCGAUCUCGUGACUUUGCGGCCUUAGAGAUCCGUGAAGCGACCCUAAGUUUUAAGGAUUCAAUUGAAAUACUUUUAGAUAGAAAUCUUAAGAGAAUCCGAGUUUACCACUUUUGUCUGAAGUAUAUAAUUUUUAUUAUCGAAAGCACGUAUUUAGUUGUGCGAAAAGCAAUGAAAUGUGAUGACGUGUUGAGGAAAAAAGAUCAUCACUUGAAAAAUUUGCAGAUUAACUGAUUUGAUUUUUUAUCUUCGCAGCUGUUUUGACGAUUAAUUUAAUAAUUUUUUUUACAAUGCAAUCACACGAGUUUGUGUUUUUGGAUUUUUAUGUACUAAAGGAAGUCGAUUUUUGUUUCUUGAGAAUGUGUAUAUUCCUUUGAGAUCUUUUAUCUCCACACGAAAUUUGUCAUUGUUGUACCUAUCAAUAAAUUAUUUAAAAA